GAGGUGAAAACUCAUGAAAUAAAAUGAGAAACUUUACCUGUACUAUCACCAUGUCUGGAAAACUAAAUGUCCUAAAAUAAAAUUGGCAGUAAGCAGCAGAACUGGAUUAAAUAUCACUUCAUCUUUUGUUGCAAGCUGUAUAAACAGAGGUGAGAGUUGCUUAACUGGCAGGUGCAGUAGUCAAUUAAAUGUUGCAUAGAGAUCAAAUCAUAAAACUGCAAUAUUUAAAGCUCUUGCUUCACUUUGGUGAAAUCAUGUCUUCAAGGCUGAAAAAAAAAAAGCUGCAGGCCUCCGACUCUUUGGUUGCAGUUUGAACAUGCCCCCCCCCAAUACACAAACACACAAGAAGCAGACUUGCUGCUGUAUUGGUUUCAACAAUACAGUAUGUGGUCGAACCAGUUUUACUUGCAUGUGAGCCUUGUGUAAUCUCCAGCAUAGCCAUCAAUAACUGAACUUCGUUGAUAGUGCAGGUCAAAGGUGUGUGUAUUCCUAGGAAGAGAGGAGAUAAACUUGUUUGUAACAAGACGUUUACAAGGAAACCACAUGACGCGCUGCUGCCCGCAAACCAGGCCUGGAGAGUUGAGAACACGUCACUUUGUGAAGACAAGAGUUGGAGGUGGAGCUUUGUUUUCUUUUUCUUUUUUUUUAAUAAUACAAAUUUAAAUACUUAUGGACUUUAACCCAUGUUAUUUGUGUUGGUUACUCUUUAAUGCGCACUCAGAGUGGGAAGUGGUACACAGGAAUGUGAAAAAAAAGAAAGUGCUCAGGUAGAAAAAGGGUGGGCGUAUCCUAACUCAGGUGUGGUGCACUUUUCACAUGACUCAGGCAGUCGAGGGCUAAUCUGACAAGUGAGCGUACGUUUGGUGGAAAUAAACCGUCUGGAAUGGAUAACCUUUAAUGGACCUCUGAACACAAUCGCCUUUGUAAUGCCCUCAGCGGUUUAUCUCAGUUCACUGGUUUCCCUGCCAGGAGGACGUGAAGUUAAUGUCCAAACCAGGAGAUGAGGAGGAAGACAUUGCACCUGCUCAACAUGUCAAACAUGGGGGAAUACGUGUGCAUGAAAACACAAUAGGAUGUUUCUUCGUGGAUGGUCCUUCUGGUGCGUUUUACUGACACUGUGCUUGUCAGCGAGGGGUUUGGAGAUUUCAGGAUUUCACAGCACGGACGUCAUUUGCUCACAGGAGCUAUCUGGAUGUGUUAUGGAAGACGCUCUUCCUCACACGACUACAGAGGACAAUGUGAAUAUUAGGAAGAUAAAGCCUGAUUUCAAGCUCUGUUGUAAGGACGGGACAACGUGUUCAUUAUGUCUGGUGAUAGACACCGAGUUGGACAUACCUCUGGAUAAAGUCCUGGAGGAUGGAGGUCAUUCUGGGGCUGAUGAGGAGGAUUACGGCGAGGAGAUGAGGAAUCAUAAGGCAUCGGUAACGGUGUGUUACCGUGCAGCAGCCACUUUGGACACAUGCAAGAAGGUGGAGUUUACAGUUAAUUAUACAGCUCUUGCUCACCAAAACCAGGCCAAGGUUUCCAUGGUGAUCACAAGGCCUGAUGGGUUUCCCUACGGCAGUCGUAUACACACGUAUUCACCAAAAGAAAUGUUUACAAGGAAAGAAGUCUCUGCUCCCUCGCUGGAUGAAGUUUGUGCUCAACACCGGCUGCAGAAGCACAUCGCAUUGUGUUCAGUACCUAGAGUGGACAAUGUUAUAAACCGCACAACGAAUCAGAUGGAGCUGCUGUUCGAGGGCAGGAAUGACACUCUUCCAUCUUUGUGUGUCCAGUAUGAGGAGGAUGGAUGUUGUAAGAACUGGAACAAGAUGACCAUCCCACUAUAUUCUUUGGCCCCCUGCAUGUGUCUCCAGGCCUGGGAUGAGGAUGAUCAGAAGUCUAGACGCACUCUGUACUGCCCCUUCAGAAAAACAGAUUUCCCACAUGACUUACGUCAGGCCAUGUGGAAAAACGUGUCAGUGAAUGUGCGUCUGAGCAAAAUGAACGACCAAAGCACGAUGCUGUUGUGGAACCUGACUGCCCCCUGCAGGCUGGAAGGGGAAGUGCGGCUCUGCCACAAAACCGGCAGCUGCAGGGAGGCCAGAAUCCUCAGACAACAACUGGCAAAUGACAAAUGGAGACAAAACAGCAAGGGACUCUGGGAAAAUGAAGGUGCAUUUCCAAACUUCACUGAACAUUUUUCAACGUGUGUUAUGGUGAAAAUAAAAGGAAUGGAACAUGAGUUUGGUCCUGUCUGUUUUCAUGGCACUGCUAGAUCGCACUGGAGUCUCCUGGUCGUCUGUGUUAUGCUGCUUGUUUGCUUGACUGCGCUCGCAAUUUAUUUCCUCCAUGAUGUUGUCAAGAAAUGUGUGUGGAGCUGGCAUCAUGGUGGGUGUGUGAAGAUUGGCAGAAAGGGUCACAUAGUCCUGCUGAGUCCUCCAGACGUGGAUGACGGUGUUUCUGAAGCAGUGUGUCAGCUUGGCUCCUUCCUCUGCAGCCAGGGCUUCAGCGUCUCUGUGGAUCAGUGGAGCAGGAAGGAGCAGUGCACUCUGGGACCCCUGACAUGGCUGCACUCGCAGCUGCUGAAGCUAGACAGCAUGGGUGGCCGGGUGUUGCUUGUUUUGACCCACAAAGCCUCAGAGAGAACAGAAGAGUGGACUCAUUGGAGCAAAAAUGAAGAAGUGAAGAAUUCACAAGAGCUGAAGUCUCCUUACUCUGAUCUGUUUUCUGGCUCGCUGGUCCUCAUUCAGGCAAACAGGCAGCUGGGCAGGGCCGAUGAACGUUUUGUUUUGGUGAAAUUUGACUCCCACCCAACGCAGCGUCACAACGGUGACAAAAGCCUACCAGGGCUGCUUCAAGGACUGCCGCUGUUCCAGCUCCCCUCUCAGACUCAAUCGCUCCUGUCGGAGCUGACUGUCGUACAAGAGACAGGAUCAAGUGGAAAGACAUGGACAGGGUGGAGGUGGGGUACCUGAGACAAAUGGAGAUUAAAAAGACUUAAUAUAAAUAUAUUGCGUUGGAUGCGGAAUCAUCCAUAAAUACUAUAAUUAAAAGUAUUGUUGAAAUGUGCAAAUGUACGACGGAGUAUUAGGGCCAAACUAAGACAAAAAAAAAUUGGAAAUUACGAGAAUAAAGUCAUAAUAUAAUGAGAAUAAA
Molecule: messenger RNA, 3138 nt
Organism: Cololabis saira (Pacific saury)
Lineage: Eukaryota; Metazoa; Chordata; Actinopteri; Beloniformes; Belonidae
Gene: il17rc
Product: interleukin 17 receptor C
Exons: 15
Coding region: 1074-2957 (627 amino acids)
Molecular function (GO): interleukin-17 receptor activity
Source: RefSeq, a predicted model, not a curated record